Molecule: messenger RNA, 1751 nt
Organism: Nothoprocta perdicaria
Lineage: Eukaryota; Metazoa; Chordata; Aves; Tinamiformes; Tinamidae
Gene: NPY5R
Product: neuropeptide Y receptor Y5
Exons: 2
Coding region: 65-1396 (443 amino acids)
Biological process (GO): G protein-coupled receptor signaling pathway
Cellular component (GO): plasma membrane; neuron projection
Molecular function (GO): neuropeptide Y receptor activity; neuropeptide binding
Source: RefSeq, a predicted model, not a curated record
AGCUGGAGCAGGACCAGGACCGGGAGCAGGAAGCGGAUCAGGGCAGGACAUCCAGGACUAGAAUAUGGAUUUGGGAUUCAAAGGCCAUAACAACAGGACACCUACCAAGAACACCUCUGCUACUGCAAGGAGCUUUUCUGCCUGGGAGGAUUACAAGAGCAGUGUUGAUGACAUACAAUACUUUCUCAUUGGGCUGUACACAUUUAUAAGUCUGGCUGGCUUUAUGGGGAAUCUCUUUAUACUGAUGGCUCUGAUGAAACGCAAGCAGAAGACAACAAUCAACAUCCUGAUUGGCAGCUUGGCCUUUUCGGACAUCUUGGUCGUGCUGUUUUGCUCUCCUUUCACGCUGACCUCUGUCCUGCUCGACCAGUGGAUGUUUGGCACCCUAAUGUGCCACGUCAUGCCCUUCCUCCAAUGCGCCUCUGUUCUGGUUUCCACUUUAAUGUUAAUGUCUAUCGCUGUGGUCAGAUACCGGAUGAUAAAACAUCCCCUUUCCAGCAAUUUAACAGCAAAGCAAGGCUAUGUCUUGAUAGCAGCCAUUUGGGCCUUUGGCUGUGCCAUUUGCUCCCCUCUGCCCUUUUUCCACACAGUUGUAGAUCUCAGUGAAACCCUGAAUUUAGAGGCACUGGCGGGCAGGUUUCUGUGCAUCGAGUCAUGGCCUUCUGACUCCUACAGAAUUGCCUUUACGAUAUCCUUGCUCCUCAUGCAGUACAUCCUGCCUUUGGUAUGCCUAACUGCCAGCCACACCAGCGUCUGCAGGAGCAUAGGCUCCAGGCUGGCAAACGCCGAGAGCAAAUUCGAGGAAAAGGAGAUGAUAAACCUGGCCAUGAACCCAUCCAAGAGCGCCAGCGCCCAGGCGCAGCCCUCCAGCCGGUCCCGAUGGAGCUGCGCGUUCAUCAGGAAGCACCACAAAAGGUACAGCAGGAAGACUUCGAGCGUGAUGCCAGCUAUUCUGAGGCACCACCAGGACUCUCAUUUCAGGGAGCUCCCAGAAAGCUCUUGCACAGAAAAAAGCCAGCUCUCUUCGUCCAGUAAGUUCAUCCCAGGGGUACCCAUCUGUUUUGAGAUGAAGCCCAAAGAAAAUACGGAGAUCCAGGACAUGAUUACAGUAUCCCGAUCCAUCAUCAGAAUCAAGACAAAAUCCAGGAGAGUUUUCUGUAGACUGACAGUGUUGAUCUUAGUUUUUGCUUUCAGCUGGAUGCCUCUUCACCUUUUCCAUGUUGUUACAGAUUUUAACGCCAAUCUCAUUUCUAACAGACAUUUUAAAUUAGUAUAUUGUAUAUGUCAUUUACUGGGUAUGAUGUCUUGCUGCCUGAAUCCCAUCCUAUAUGGGUUUCUAAACAACAGCAUAAAAGCCGAUUUAUUGUCCCUUAUUCCAUGUAGCCAAAUAUCAUGAAUUUUGAGCCUCAGUACAAAAUAAACUGAAAAAAGUUAGGCUUUCAAGUACACAGACGUGUACAGCUUUACAAACUGUAUUACUUAGUCUAGUUGGUUGUGCUUAAAAGCAUCUCAGUAAAUGAUUAGUUCUAGGCUGCAUGUAUGUCUGCAUUGAGCAAAAAUAUAUAUUCAUAUUGUAAUAUUCUUCCUCUAUCUAUUUUCCACUGACAAUUAUGCCCAGAGUACAAAAUUGGAAUACCAUUUUCAUUGCUUCCAAUAUUACAGACCUGUACUUUGGAAAUAUACAGAAUGUACAAUGAGCAAAUGUAUAACUCAGACAUAUCAGUAUUAACUGCUGUAAGACUAUAAUAAAA